AUGACGGCUGGUUGCUCGGCAGCAAGCCCGACGCCGGACGGGCACCAGAACCUCGGGGUCGAGGAACGCACGGGCAAUGGUCGAAAAGCUUACUGGACGAUGGACAGGGGUGCGAAGACGUUCUUCACUGUUGAGAAUGAGGGAAAUGGCAGAUGGGAGGUCAAGAGAGUGCUGACCAUGCUUGCUUGCUCUCGUUUGGGGGAACCCAGACACGCAGAUUCCGAGCCAGCACUCUUCAAGGCAGAGCAACCAUACAACACUGGGGGCGCCCGCACCAGCACCCGCGACGCACCGCACCGCACCGCCAAAAUGCAGCAGCGCAACACGGCAGGACAUCUGCAUCGCAUCAGCCCCCUGGUCCCGGCUGAAGCUCUGGCCAUGGCCGCCUGUGAUUGGCUCAUCUCGAGGACGUCCUCUUCGACCUCCUGUUUACCUCUCAACUUCCCUCGAUUCCCCGCAUCGCCGCUAUUCAAGUCGCACACUCUCUGCGAUCUCCCCAUUCUGAGUCUAUAUACCACCAUGCCUGUCGAGCUUCGCAAGCGCAAGGCCCCCGAGCCUGCUCCGGCUCCGGCGCCCAAGAAGGCCUCGUCCAAGGUCGCCAAGGCGGCCGACAAGGUCAAGGGCGCCGUCAAGGGCAAGGCCGAGAAGCCUGCCGAGAAGCCUGUUGAAAAGGUUGCCGAGAAGCCCGUCGAGAAGCCCGCCGCUGCCAAUGGCUCUGGCAAGAAGGUCAAGGCGGCUAAGGGUGAGACAAUCGACCUCGACGGCUUCGGCGGCGACAUUGAGACCAAUGAUGGCGAGAAGACGACCCUAAAGGAGCUCGUCGACAAGAGCAAGGCCGGCGUCGUCCUCUUCACCUACCCGAAAGCCUCGACUCCCGGAUGCACCAAGCAAGCCUGCCUCUUCAGAGACUCGUACGAGCCGCUUACCAAGACGGGUUUCGCCAUCUACGGCCUGUCCAUGGACUCGCCCAAGGCCAAUACCACCUUCAAGGAGAAGCAGAAGUUGCCUUACCCGCUGCUCUGCGACCCCAAGGCGACCCUGAUUGCUGCCAUUGGCCUGAAGAAGCCGCCCAAGAGCACCCAGCGCGGCGUCUUUGUCGUCGACAAGGCCGGCAAGGUCCUCAUCGCUGAGCCCGGUAGCCCCGCGGGCACCGUUGACGUCGUCACGGCGCUGAUUGAGGGCGGCGAUGUCGACGGUGCCGAGGAGGCCGCGACUGAGGCCCCUGCCGCCGAUGCCAAGGAGGAAGAGGAGGCGGCCAAUGGAGAGGUCAAGGCUGAUGAGGAGAAAAAGGAGGAUGCUGCCGAUGAGGCCGAGAAGAAGGAUGAGAAGAAGGACGAGUAA
This is a messenger RNA of Colletotrichum lupini, 1341 nucleotides long. Its product is annotated as AhpC/TSA family protein. Gene Ontology annotation, cellular component: cytoplasm. The record is from RefSeq and is a predicted model, not a curated record. The transcript is spliced from 8 exons. Gene Ontology annotation, biological process: cell redox homeostasis; cellular response to oxidative stress. Gene Ontology annotation, molecular function: thioredoxin peroxidase activity. NCBI's taxonomy places the organism in Eukaryota, Fungi, Ascomycota, Sordariomycetes, Glomerellales, Glomerellaceae. The coding region runs from base 1 to 1341 and encodes 446 amino acids.